AUGGCCAUCAAUACGGAGGCCACAUCCACUGCCAUUUGGUGGAUCAAGAACCCAAAGGAGUCCAGAGGCAGAAGGAAAAACAAGAAGGGACCUUCUGGGCUGCGCAAGCAAUCCCUGGGCUCCGCUUUUUGCUUGGAUAUGGCAGAUCUGCUGCGGAAUAUAUCCAUGCAGGGAUACAACAAACUAUUGUCGCCAGAUAUAACACUGGGACAAAGAAUGAUUUGGUUGCUGCUGCACACCGCCACCACGGUCUCCCUCAUCGUGGUGCUAUCCCUGACCUGGGAACAGUUUGUGGCGCAAUCGUUUGUGACCAAUCUGAAGGAUCCGCUCUAUCCCGUGGAGAAUGUGCCCUUUCCGGCAGUCUCCAUAUGCUCCAACAAUCGCAUUUCCAGAGAGGCAGCCUUCAGAUAUGCGAUUGAGUUACAAGCCAGAAGUCCCAUAAGUCGACCCGUGGAGUACUAUCUGGAGCGUCUGAUGUUCUUGCGAGAGUUCUAUGUGCAUGUGGGUGUCGUCGUGGACACGGACGACUUUGGCAGCUUUCAAACGUUUCUCGAUGUCUUUGGCACGUGGGACAACGAAACCUUUUACGACACGCGACGCAUCAUGAAAAUGCUCACUCCCAAGUGUGAGAACUAUGUGCUCAAGUGCACGCUGGCCAAUGUGGAUAUUCCGUGCUUCAGCAAGGCUGCCUUCCAGGAGAGCCUCACGCAGUACGGUCCCUGCUGCACCUUCAACAUGGAGAACAGACUCAAGCAGCGCAACUUCAAGAACCGCUUGGCCAGUGCAGAGCUCGGUCUGACGGUUGUGCUAAACUCCAGCCACUCGGAUCACUUUGCUCCCAUUCUGAACACCGAUGGAUACAUUGUCCUCAUCCACAGUGCGGACAAUUACGCUUCAGUGACCUCCUCGAAUGCGCUGGAGAUGUUUCCGGGCCAGAGGGAGGAAACUUCGCUGCAAAUCCACGCUCGAGUGGUGGACACGGACGACAGCUUGAGCUCCUUCUCCCCGUUUGGGAGGCACUGCUACUUUGACCACGAGGCCCAGACAUCCAGCAAUGAGCAGCAACGGCUGCUGAAGUCCACUUACUCCUUCCCCAACUGCGUCACCAGGUGCAAGAUUCGUAGCGUUAUAGCCCUGUGCCGCUGCCUGCCCUUCCAGAUGCCGCUCGAACUGGUGGAGAACCUCGAUGGGGUUGUCUACUGCACACUCGGGCAUGUGCCCUGCAUCAAUCAGUACAUGUUCAAGUGGCGCAAUGUGCUGACAGAGCGGCACAUGAUCCCCGGUCUGGAGCGGGAGAUCGAGGAGGCUUUGUACUGUCCGCAGUGCCUGCCCUCGUGCAAUGACGUUCUGUAUGGCGUGUCCUUGAGCGCCUUGCCCAUUGACAACUAUUUGGCCACGCUGAAGCUGGAUGGCAACAACCAGUCGGAGUUCGACUCGGAUAUCUCCGUGCUGAGGGUCUACUUUGGCGAUCAGUAUGCUCAGUACUACAUCCGAUUGCUCAACAAUGCUUGGUUCGAGGUGUUCAGUACCAUUGGCAACAUCAUGUCCAUCUUUGUGGGCUUCUCGAUGGUGGCCAUCUUCGAGAUUCUCUACUUUCUGUCCAAGCACAUUUAUAUUGGCUGCCAUCGCAUUGUCGAGAAGAAUCAUGACGACAGAAAGGCCAAGGCGCUGGAGGAAAAACAGCUCUACAUAUGUCCAUAG
This is a messenger RNA of Drosophila subobscura, 1701 nucleotides long. RefSeq names its product sodium channel protein Nach (gene ppk22). NCBI's taxonomy places the organism in Eukaryota, Metazoa, Arthropoda, Insecta, Diptera, Drosophilidae. Gene Ontology annotation, cellular component: membrane. The transcript has 7 exons. Gene Ontology annotation, biological process: sodium ion transmembrane transport. Gene Ontology annotation, molecular function: ligand-gated sodium channel activity. The coding region runs from base 1 to 1701 and encodes 566 amino acids. The record is from RefSeq and is a predicted model, not a curated record.